AUGGUUCUUGACGUUAGCGAAGUGAAAGGAACGACGAGCGAAAAGCUCAACCAGAAGGCUGUUCACGUCUCGCCAAAUCAGGACAAGCGUCCGCCAUCAUCGUUGUCUACUGGUUCGUCGGACAGCGGCGUUUAUUCAUCGGGUGCGCUAGUUUCGUCUCAUAGCAGCCAGCCGACUGAACCAUCGUCGGGAUUGCAGACGAGCCCUCCAAGUCCAUCAACUCAGAUUAAUUCAUUGUUGUAUCAGACUGCCAGCUUGAUUGCUGUGAACGAGCAGCUGCGCAAGGAAUUGGCUGAGAAGAAUGAUCUUAGCUUCAAGGGUGUUCCAGCGACGACGCCUGAGCAAAUUCCGCCAUUGCUUCCAGCGGCGCCACUGAAUACUCCGAUCAACACUCGUGCUCCACGUGAACGCCGUGUCCCAAAGCCGGAGUCCUACAAGACUGUUAUCUGUCAAGCUUGGCUUGAAUCCAAGACUUGCUCGUUCGCCGAGAAUUGCCGUUUUGCGCACGGUGAAGAGGAAUUGCGUCCAUCGAAGUUGGAGCCGUGCCAAAACAAGAAGUACAAGACGAAAUUGUGCGAUAAGUACACGACGACGGGAUUGUGUCCAUACGGAAAGAGAUGUUUGUUCAUUCAUCCCGACCACGGGCCCAACGCCUACAUUCGUCCGGAUAAGCUGUUCGAGGUCUCGCAGCGUCAUGCGUUGGCUGAUCUUCGCGAUCAGAUGGAGAGCCAAAUUCUUAGCGGCAAUCGGAUCACCGUGCCGCCACCACCGCCACCGCCAUCAUCGUCGCGUCUUCUUGGCCGUCCGGUGACGCCAACAGAGCCGAUCGCGAAGCCACCGCAAUCGGUUCCGCUUGGUCCGACGCCGAUGCGUGGCCCGAGAUUCUCGACGAACGGUCGUUCGAUUUUCGAAGGAAUUCGCCCGCCAUCGAGCUGGCCACUCGAGCCAUCCUCAUUUUUCGACAAUGAAAUUCCUUCGGGCAAUAAGAUGUCUAGCCGUCCGGUUAGUCCAUUUGAAUCGAUGCUGAUGGGGUCCAAUAUGAUGACCAUGAUGGGUAAGAACUCGACACCCGGAGGAGUUUCGGGAUACGUUUCCGGUGGUUCUACGCCAUAUCGCGAUCUUGAAGCGUCUCCAUUCUCGCCGAUGCCAACGUUUCUGAAUCGCGCUCACCGCGAGGAGGACUCGUUCUCGAUGGGACCCGGCGCUUUCGAUCAUUUAGCCGAAGAUAUGGCGAAACAUUUGGAGCUGUGGUGA
Messenger RNA from Caenorhabditis bovis, 1254 nucleotides. Lineage: Eukaryota; Metazoa; Nematoda; Chromadorea; Rhabditida; Rhabditidae. The record is from the annotation of a GenBank genome assembly.